AUGUCUACUUUCUCGCAAAAUCUUCCUUAUUCAUUCUCUUUUGAAAGAGAAGCUGAGAGUUUAUUAAACGAAAUAGUCGAAAAUUUAUGUUCUUCUGCAAAAGCUCAAGAUUGGGGUCCGGGUUGUAGUCAUUGGGUUAAACAACUCAAUGGAUAUCUUGACCUACAACACCCUUUAUCUCGUCAAACUCGCGCUCAAAUAGCUCGCGUUCUUUUUGAACUUGUAAUCACGCCAGGAAUUGAUACUUCACAUGCUGAAGUUUUUUCCAAUACCUGCGUUCGAUUGCUCAAAAAAAAAGAAAAAAUUGGACCAGAAGAUCUGACAUUGCCUUGGGAACCGUUAUAUGAUAUGAUUUAUAAGAUAUACUUUCCAAAGGGCCGUCAUAAAACUUUAAUAAGUGAAUCUAAACAGAUCUCAGCCGUAGUUCGUUUAGUAGAACAUGCUCAAAGAUUUUUUCCUCCUGAAGCUACGAAAGAUAUCCUUGCUAGGGUACUUCCACUUUUUCACGCUAAUAGUGUUGGAGAUGCUUUUACUGUACAAGCAUUUUUAGUUCGAUUCCUUCCAAUCGGACCUUCAAAAUCACCCGAGUAUUCACCUGCAAUAUGGCUUCCAACAAUAUUUUCAUUUUGGUAUCUUAUUCCUGGAUCUUUGCUGUUUCAAACAGAAUUUAUUGAUCUUGUAGCUCGUGUCGCUGAGGAAAACGUUGUAGUUGAAGAUGUUAAACUUGGGAAUAUUGGAAUUUUCACACAGUCUCAAGUAAAGACCGUAUUUGCAAGUGGUCAGAAAAUGAUGGAUUUGCCUGUUGGUAGUUCAAACAAUGGUAAUAAUAAUUCUGGAAGAAGUGGUGGAUCAUUUGGAUUGUCUACAAGGGUAGAUCAAAAAGCUGGAAGUGCUAUGAUGUUGAGGAAAAAAGUUGAUAAGUUUAAGAUGUUGGCUAGAUUUAUUGUUUUUACAAUAUUUUCAUCGCCUGUUUCAUCACAAGAUGAAACGACUCUCACACAUUUGUCCAAUAUGAUUCAAGCUACGGAGACUUUUUAUCAUCCAAGUAAUUUUGGUAGAUGGACAUUUUCGAUAGUUAGAUUUUUGCAGUAUCUUGGUUGGGAAUUCUUAAAACGAUGGACAGAUGAAAACAAGCCGGAAUGUAAAACUCCAGAAUCACGUCGGUUGACCCCAGAACUUAGACGCCAGUUUGUUCUCACUCUUAGAAGUGUUACGUUUUUGUCAAUGUUUGGCAAGGAUCCUCUGUCUGUCGGUUCAAGCCAGGCGGCUUUGAAAUAUUUAGCGUGGUUAGAGCCUACAUUGAUUUUCCCAGGACUACUAGAACGCGUUUAUCCUUCUCUUGAAACCUUAACUGAGACACAUAGAACAACGUCUUCGAUCUCCGCACUUUCACUUUUGGCCAUUCCGUUAUUUUCUCGAUUUCAUUAUCCGGCUGGAGGAAAACAUUUGGUACAUCUUCUUCAUUUAACAAUCCCCGGUAUUGAUAUGAAUGAUCCGAUAAAGACAAUUUCAUCUUUAAUAUUUUUGACUCAUGCAAUCAUGGGAGUCCCUUUAAGAGAUUUGACUGAAGGAAAUUCCACUGAGUCUGGAUUUAGGUGGACUGGUAUGGAUAUUGAUGAAAGUGAAGACCAUAUGGAAAUUGAUGAACAGGAGGAAGAUGCUUUAUGUAAAGCUAGUACCGCGGCAUUUGAAGAAUGGCUUGCAAAGUUUUUAGGACGUGUCUUUACUAUUUUUGAGUAUCUCCCACAACAAGAGCGCGGUAAAUUAAAUUUACAUAAUAUGGAAACAGGAUUGGUUACUGUAUUACUGCAUGCUUGUGAAAUAGUUGGGAUUCAAAUGUCUGAGCAACUUCAGGAUUUGGCAUUGAAAAUGGUUAUAGAUUUCGCGUCUACGACUAUACUUCAGAAUGCCACAAAACCAAUGGGUUAUCUAUGUUCCACUCUAACUAGUCCAAAUCGAAGCAAGGCACUUGCACUUUUUAUUCCACUCUGUCAUUCAAAGAUUCUUACAGAACUUCAACACGGUGCAUCAUCUACACCAACUACUUCAUCAACGCAUCAUAUCCAAUCCGACACAACGUUACAUUGGUAUCAGUGUAUUCUGUAUCAUGUGGCCAUGUCAAGUGGAUCUGAGUUACUGAAGCACAAAAAAGAAUUAAUAGAACUAGGAAAAGAAAUGGUGCAAAAAUGUCGUUCAAGGAAAGGAUACAUGUGGACAGGAAAAUUUAUUCGAAUGAUGUUAGUUGCUCUGACGCAAAUAUAUCCUUUAGAAUGCCGAAAUGUUGAUACGAAACGAUGGAAUUCUGACGAAUAUAUGAAAAACCAUCAUAAAUAUUGGGUUGAACCCGGGUGUCACGAUAAUAUUAAUAUUGAUUGGCAUGUACCAACAGACUCUGAACUCGAUUUUGCAAUGGAAAUAAUAGAUACUUUCUUAAAACCUACUCUAAAACGAAUCGAGGAUUUAAUGGCAAAUGGAACCGAUGAAGAUGGAAAGGUGUUAAGUAACCGUGGAAUGACUCACGAACUUUGCCGUUGGUUCAGCGUGGUCAGAAAUUGUCUUAGCGGAAUGACUACUUUGGUGGAAGACGACGGUGACGAUGAUGCCUCGGAAUUCAAAGAUGAAGAAACCGAGGCUGUAAAACCAAUAAAAUCUAUACCUGCUGGAUAUUGCUUCUUAAAUCCUAACGAUCAACGAAGACAAGUUGCACGACAAUUGCGGAAAGAAUUGGGAGAAUUUCUUCAUAAACUUGUAAAUUUUUUCCGAAAGCAACGGGAAGAUGAUGUAGAAAGUUUGAAGAUUCUCCUCAAGAUGAUCAAAAUUUACCUCACAGAUCGAGGUGUUGAGAAAUCUAAGUAUGACGCAAGUAAGCGUGGUUAUCAAUAUGCAAAAAAUAUGUUGAAGACUUCACACCAUGAUAAGAAAUAUCCACGUUAUUUACUUGUAAAACGAGCAUAUCAACAACAUUUAUGUCGUUUGAAACAAAAUGCGUUUGGUCGCCUUCGAAUUCGAUUGCAUGAUAAUUUAUUAAAGGAUUUAGUUGAAUUGUCCCUUAGUUCAUAUUCAGAAAUCAGAAAGAUAGCCCAAUCUCAUUUGACAAAUGCGUCUCGUUGCUUUAUUGGUGCGAAACCAUUUAUCAUUCCAACUUUAUUGGAUGCUUUAAAGCCAACUGACAAACCAAACUCUGAGAGAAUGAAAGGUGCUUUAUAUUUACUUGGGUCUCGUACAUAUAUGUAUACGUGUCUGAGAGAUUGGCGGUUUGUGCCUAAAUUUAUCACUCAAAUAUGUCAGGCUCAACAUGAUGAUAAACCUUCAGUACAAGAAAUGAUACGUAGAAUUUUUUUUGAUUAUCUUAUGAAUUAUAAUAAUACUGCAUUAAAGACAAUUUUUACUAAGGGCUUAGAAGUUGCAAUAAAACAAGCUUUAGAAACUCUUUCUGUCGAUACUCUUUUAAAACUGGCCAAAUCAAAUACGCUUCAUUGGCGCUUCGAGUUGAUGGCUGCAAAUUUCUUAGAUCUUUUAGUACGACCGGAGGCACCAAUUACCGUAGAAAUGGCAGAAUAUUCUGCUAAAGGCUUGGUUUCAGAACUUCCUGGUUUAAGACGUAUAGCUAUUUCAACGACGACAAGAAUACUAUUAUAUAUUAAACAAAGAACAUUUAUCAAGGGUGACCUUGAGUUAAUAUCCUUAGGUAAAUCAGAAAAUCCUUUAAAAAGAAUUUAUGAAACACCGUGUCCUUUAUCAGGAGGAUACACAGAUAACUAUUUAAUAUCCGGUAUGACUCCAAUUGAUGAAAGUAAUGCAGGGAAUAUUAUGCUUCAAGAUAAAGUUUGUGUUGGUUGGUAUAUUUGGCCUGUAAAUUUUGUGGCAUAUUCACCACGUACUACAAAAAUUGUUAUGCCGAAAAUUAAUCCAGAUUCUGAAGCGGCUUACAAAAAAUUGCUUGAAAGUUUUGAAUCUGCUUUGUUUUGGUCUACAUUAUUAUCAUAUUUAUCACAAGAAACCUCAAGAGAUAAAGAAGAUAAUUUCUCUACUUGUAAUGCAAAUCUAUUUAAAAGUAUUUUCCAGAUUUAUGAGGAUUCUUUCUUAGAAAUUGUUAAACCAGAGGUCCUUAAAUUAUGCAAAUCACUGGAGAAGAAUCAACAGCGUGCCGCAACAGAAAUAUUGGCGGGUAUUAUAAGGGGAAGUAAACAUUGGCCGCUUAAUAGAUUACAAGCAUUAUGGAGCUGGCUAAUUCCUUUAUUAGAACAAACUUUUAAUUCAAUAACUCCCGAUUCUCUUGUAUAUUGGGAUAGAUUUUUGAAUUAUGUCCUGCGUAAUCGUGACCCACGACGAGUAUUGCCUCUUGUUGAGUUGAUUUUAGGAUUUCGUAUUGACCCUACAUCUCAUGCUUCUUUUGCUGAAGCAAAGAAAUUAUUAUUUAUAAGCACGCUUCUUAGUGUUUUUUCAUGGCGCGUUCUACCAAAAACACAACCGUUACUUGAAGAAUAUUUUGCUAAUAUUCGUCAUCCCUAUAAACAAGUACGCGAUACUAUAGCAGCAAAUAUUAAUUUAGUAUUACAGAUACAAUGGCAUCCUUCUGCUGCUAACGUUACAGAGAUACUUGAAAGUAAUCUCCGAAUCGGUGAAGGUGUAGGGUUUGUUGCAUCAGAAUUAAAUGAAAAUCUCAAACAAACGUUGUUGGGUUUAGUAGAAACAUUGGUAGUCUUGCGUACGGAAAAAAAGCCAACUGCAGCUGGAUCUUCAGAAUACGGGAAUGCUAGCAAGACAAUUCUUGCAUGGCUUUAUGAUGCGCUCACGAUGUGGCAGGCUACGGGAACAUAUCCGUUGAUACUGCCUUUAUUGCCUUCAGUGUUUCUAAUGCAAGACGUUAAUGACGACCAAGACCUCCAGUCCAUGGCUACUCAUGUUUUAAACAUCAUUGCUUCUUAUCCUUAUCCUCCUGAUAUGAUACCAAUGAUGAUUGACAAAUUUGUCGAAAUAUUGACAGAAUCUUCAAGUUGGCAUAUUAGAGUAAAAGCUUUACCUGUCCUUCAAGUAUUUUUCUUUAAACAUCUUUUUAUGUUAAGUAAAGAAAAGACAGAUAAAGUAAUGGAAGUGGUCUCCAAAAUGUUGAAAGAUAAUCAGAUCGAGGUCCGUCAAUUGGCCGCAGUCACGUUAUCAGGUCUAAUUCGUUGUUCACAAAGAGAAGCCAUAUCAAAGUUAAAAGAUCAGUUCACCAAACUGUUAGAGAUCAAAGUUCCGCCACGCAAACGUACAGUACAAGCUCCUCGUGCAACAUUGCCCCCAGGAUUUCAAGAAGCUGUUCUUACACGUCAUGCGGCUGUUCUUGGGUUAUCUUGUUUGGUUGAUGCUUUCCCAUAUGAAGUUCCAAAGUGGAUGCCCGAAAUUUUGGUUAAACUUGCUGAAUGCAUAUCGGAUCCUGUUCCUAUACAGACAACUGUCAAAAAAACAUUUGCAGAUUUUAGGAGAACACAUCAGGAUUCUUGGCAUGAAGACAUGAAACAAUUUAACGAGGAUCAAUUAUCUGUUCUAUCUGAUAUGUUGAUUUCACCAUCUUAUUAUGCAUGA
This is a messenger RNA of Funneliformis geosporum, 5568 nucleotides long. The record is from the annotation of a GenBank genome assembly. NCBI's taxonomy places the organism in Eukaryota, Fungi, Glomeromycota, Glomeromycetes, Glomerales, Glomeraceae.